AGGGAAGCUGGGGCAAAGAUGUGUCCGAGUCUCCUAAAAUUAUUGACUCGGGGAGGGGGGGAAAUGAGGGCAAAAUCUCUGCACCCAGCCUUGGCUCCCCGGCCGCCUCCGGGGUCCCCGCGCGGGUGUCCCUGCGCCCCCUGAGAUGCGAAGGAAAGCCAGGAGCGAGGCUCCGGGCUUUUCGAGAACAGCUGCUACCCUCGGCCGGUGAGGGGGAAGACGCCCGGCUCCCGGCGCGGAAUCGUAGCAGGGUCUCUGGCGCAGUUGCGUCGCCGUAGUGAGUGUUGAAGGGAGACGUCCCUGUUAUUAUUUAACACUCUCCUUUUAUUUAUGAGGGUGGGGUGGGAGGUGGUUGGAGAAGGGCUAAGGCUCGAAGCUGAGCUCGCCACCCCAGCCGGAGAGAGAAGGAAAGCCCGCAAAGGAAGGAAGGGGGGCGCGCUGGGGGCAGGGAUGCGGGAGGCGGAGAAGGGAGGCUGGGAGGGGCGGCGGCGCCGGCAGGGGAAGCAGCGAGACGAGGGCGCGCGAGUGGGAACGGGCGCGGCGCUAGGGGCCCGGGAGCGGGAGGGGGCCGAGCGCAACCGCUCCCGCCGCGGCGCCUCUCGCCGCCUCCUUCAGGUGGCGCAAAACUUUGCGCCUUGGGGUUUGGCAGAUCCUAUUUCCCACCGCCGCCGCCGCCUCCCCCGGCCUGUGACUGAGGCCAAAGCUGAUUUCGAUUGCUCGGCGGUUGCGGGGCCGACUCCCGGGCUUCGCGCUCCAGGCUCCCCGGGGGGGAGCAGAAAAGCCCCGCGGCGCUGCGGAGCUGGUUCGCCAAGCUGCAGCGAUGCCCCACAACGUCAGCUUCGCCAACAGAAACUAUGACCUCGACUACGAUUCGGUGCAGCCUUAUUUCUACUGCGACGAGGAGGAGAACUUCUACCACCAGCAGCAGCAGAGCGAACUGCAGCCGCCGGCGCCCAGCGAGGAUAUCUGGAAGAAAUUCGAGCUGCUGCCCACCCCGCCCCUGUCCCCGAGCCGCCGCUCGGGGCUCUGCUCGCCCUCGUACGUCGCGGUCGCCCCCUUCUCGCCCAGGGGAGACGACGACGGCGGCGGCGGCAGCUUCUCCUCCGCGGACCAGUUGGAGAUGGUGACCGAGCUGCUGGGAGGCGACAUGGUGAACCAGAGCUUCAUCUGCGACCCCGACGAGACCCUCAUCAAAAACAUCAUCAUCCAGGACUGUAUGUGGAGCGGCUUCUCGGCCGCCGCCAAGCUCGUCUCGGAGAAGCUGGCCUCUUACCAGGCUGCGCGCAAAGACGGCGGCAGCCCGAGCCCCGCCCGCGGGCACGGCGGCUGCUCCACCUCCAGCUUGUACCUGCAGGACCUGAGCGCCGCAGCUUCCGAAUGCAUCGACCCUUCGGUGGUCUUCCCCUACCCGCUCAACGACAGCAGCUCGCCCAAGCCCUGCGCCUCCCCGGACUCCACCGCCUUCUCCCCGUCCUCUGACUCUCUGCUCUCCUCUGCCGAGUCCUCCCCGCGGGCCAGUCCCGAGCCCCUGGCGCUCCACGAGGAGACCCCACCCACGACCAGCAGCGACUCUGAGGAAGAACAAGAGGAUGAGGAAGAAAUUGAUGUUGUUUCUGUGGAAAAGAGGCAGCCCCCUGCCAAAAGGUCAGAAUCGGGGUCACCCUCUGCAGGCAGCCACAGCAAGCCUCCUCACAGCCCUUUGGUCCUAAAGAGAUGCCAUGUGUCUACCCAUCAGCACAAUUACGCAGCGCCCCCCUCCACUAGGAAGGACUAUCCCGCCGCCAAGAGGGCUAAGUUGGACAGUGGCAGGGUCCUGAAACAGAUCAGCAACAACCGCAAAUGUGCCAGCCCAAGGUCUUCGGACACGGAGGAGAAUGACAAGAGGCGGACACAUAACGUCUUGGAGCGCCAGAGGAGAAACGAGCUGAAACGCAGCUUUUUUGCUCUUCGUGACCAGAUCCCAGAGUUGGAGAACAAUGAAAAAGCCCCCAAGGUAGUUAUCCUUAAAAAAGCCACAGCGUACAUCCUGUCAGUCCAAGCAGAGGAGCAAAAGCUCACUUCAGAGAAAGACGUGUUGCGGAAGAGGCGAGAACAGUUGAAACUCAAACUUGAACAGAUACGGAACUCUUGCGCCUAAAUUGACCUAUUGGAGGGAGGAACUGGACUCCCUCAGGAAAUUCUCAUUUGUUACUAAGGGAAAGUGAGGAAAAAGGUUCCUCUGUCAACUCCUUACAUAGGAACAUCUUUCAUGUGCAUGAACAACCUCACAACCUUGGCUGGAUCUUUAAGACUGAAAGAUUUAGUCAUGCUAUAAACUGCCUCAAAUGGAACUUUGGGCAUAAAAGAACUUUUUUUUUUAUGCUUACCAUUUUUUUUUUUCCUUUAACAGAUUUGUAUUUAAGAAUUGUUUUUAAAAACUCCUGAAUUUCACCUGAUUUUCCUUUGUAAAUAUAGCCAUGAAAUGUAAAUAACUUUAAUAAAAUUUAUAGAAGGUUAUACCUACUAUAUAGGUAAAUUUUUUUAUUUAAGUACAUUUUCCUUUUUAAAGUUGAUUUUUUUCUAUUGUUUUUAGAAAAAAUAAAAUACCUUCAAAUAUAUAAUUGAGCCAAA
This is a messenger RNA of Cervus elaphus (red deer), 2610 nucleotides long. RefSeq names its product MYC proto-oncogene, bHLH transcription factor (gene MYC). Gene Ontology annotation, biological process: positive regulation of cell population proliferation; regulation of transcription by RNA polymerase II. Gene Ontology annotation, molecular function: RNA polymerase II cis-regulatory region sequence-specific DNA binding; DNA-binding transcription factor activity, RNA polymerase II-specific; protein dimerization activity. The transcript has 3 exons. Bases 821 to 2137 code for a protein of 438 amino acids. The record is from RefSeq and is a predicted model, not a curated record. Lineage: Eukaryota; Metazoa; Chordata; Mammalia; Artiodactyla; Cervidae.